UCCUGAGCGGCCCAGGGAAUGCUGGGAAAUGUAGUUCCCGCCCGGCCCCGGGGCCGGCUCUCCCGGGGGGCAGCGGGCCAAGGAACUACAGCUCCCAGCGCCCCGCGGUUCUCGGCUCCCGGGCCGCCGGGACGCGGCGCGGCGAGGGGGCGGAAGCGGGGCAGCCCGGCUGCAGAACGACUCCACGUUUCGCUCCAGCCCAUCCUGUGCUCCCACGGCACAGGGCAGAGAAAUGGCUGCAGCCGAUCCAGUUCAGGGGCCGGUGACCUUCGAGGAGGUGGCUGUGUAUUUCACCAGGGCAGAGUGGGCUCUGUUGGACCCUGCUCAGAGAGCCCUCUAUGGAGACGUCAUGCAGGAGAACUAUGAGGAUGUGACCUUCCUGGGGUUUCCAGUUUCCAAACCUGAUGUGAUCUCCCAGCUGGAACGAGGGGAGGAGCCGUGGGUCCCAGAUCUCCAGGGCUGUGAGGAAGGAAAGAUCCUGAGAGGUGCCUGCGCAGGUUCUGGGAUGGUGAGUGAGGAGAAGAAGCAGAGUCCUCAGCAGGAGGAUUCUGAGGAAGUGGAACCACAUGGGGGAUUAUUGCAAGGCUCCAGAGGGAAUGUGUCCAGGCAUCUUGUGCAGGGGAAAGCCUGUGAGAGUCAGCACAGGCCAGAGAGGGAGCAGAGAAACAAGCCAGUGGAGAAAGUGGGUAAAUUCAUUAAUUGUCAGGAAACUCACCAGGACCUCAUGGAAACCACAGCCCAGCAGCGAAUACCUACAGGAGAGAGAAAAAACACAUGCAGUGAAUGUGGAAAACAUUUCACUAGCCACUCAGGCCUUAUAAAACAUAAGAGAAUCCACACUGGAGAGAGGCCCUAUGGAUGCAGUAUGUGUGGGAAAACCUUCAGUCAGAGCAUUCACCUUAUUCGACAUCACAGGAUCCACACGGGAGAGAGACCCCAUGAAUGCAGUGAGUGCGGGAAAACCUUCACUCUGAGCUCCACCCUUAUUAAUCAUCAGAGGAUCCACACAGGAGAGCGACCCUUUAAAUGCAGUGAGUGUGGGAAACAGUUCACGCAGAGCUCAGGUCUUGUUAAACAUCAGAGGAUCCACACAGGAGAGAAACCUUAUGAAUGCUGUGAAUGUGGGAAAAGCUUCACUGACAGAUCAGAUCUUAUUAAUCAUCAGAGGAUCCACACAGGAGAGCGACCCUAUAAAUGCAGUGAGUGUGGGAAACAGUUCACUCGGAGCUCAGGUCUUAUUACACAUCAGAAGAUCCACACAGGAGAGAAACCCUACAAAUGCUGUGAAUGUGGGAAAAGCUUCAUUCAGAGCUCAGCCCUCAAUAAACAUCAGAGGAUCCACACAGGGGAGAGAACCUACAAAUGCUGUGAGUGUGGGAAAAGCUUCAGUCAGAGCUGUCACCUUAUUCGACAUCACAGGUUGCACACAGGAGAGAAACCCUACGAAUGCAGUGAGUGUGGGAAAAGCUUCACUCAGAGUUCAGCCCUUAAUAAACACCAGAGGAUCCACACAAGGGAGAGACCCUACGAAUGCUGUGAGUGUGGGGAAAGCUUCUCUGUAAAGUCAGACCUUAUUGAACAUCAGAAUAUCCACAUGGGAAGGAUACUUCAUCAAUGCUCUGAGUGUGGAAAAACUUUCACACAGAGCUCAUCCCUUAAUACACAUCAGAGGAUCCACACAGGAGAGCGCCCCUAUGAGUGCUGUGAGUGUGGGAAACAGUUCAGUCAGAAAUCAACCCUAAUUACACAUCAAGCAAGGCAUACAGGAGAGAGACCCUAUCAGUGCUGUGAUUGCGGGAAAGGCUUCAGUGUGAGCUCAGACCUCAUUGUACAUCAGAGAAUUCACACGGGAGAGAGACCUUAUAGAUGCUGUGAGUGUGGGAAAAGUUUCACCCGGAGCUCACCCCUUAAAAGACAUCAGAGUAUUCACAGGAGAGAGACACAGCAUAGAAACUCUGUGUAGGGCAGAGAAAAGAUUUUAAAAAAUCCAAAACACAUUUGCUAAUUCCCACAUAGUGACCUUUUGGUUUGUUUGCACUAUUUGUGUCACUCUGUUCUCUCAGAUCCCUCGUGCGUUGCACACUUGUGCCUUUUACAGGUCGCCCUUCUCUAGGGUGAAUCCUGUGUUCCUUUCUACCAACUCCUUUCUCCUGUGAGUCAUUGGAGUGUGUGUCCUUCCAGCAAGGAGUUUCCAUCAGCCCCAGGUGGGGGAAAUUGCGGUGACCACAAGUAGCCUCACUGAGUGAAAAUGGACUAGGGUUUUCUCUUUUACUGUAGGAUUUCCUUGGAGUCGGUGUGCUCGAGGUAGCUAUCCUGAUGUAAACACACAGCUACAUUUGCAGUGCUGACAUAGCCCAGGCACAGGGGUUGGGGUUAGCUAGCAUCUUCCCCUUUGGUCUGUCCUAAUGGACACCAAUUUUCCUGGUCUGGACAAUCCCUGAGCAUCACGUUUAUACUGUCACCCCACUAGCAGAGCGACUGUUAGUCACCAAGUUUCCCCUUUGCUGACAAAAUGUCUCCUUCCCAGUUGUGCUCACGCUGGUCCCAGUUGUGCUGGGCAGCAGGUAUUUUUACUUUUAUCAGUUUCCUUAUUGACAAUAUAUUUCAAUAUAGCAAAGAGGAGAAGCAGGAGUAGGACAAAUGUAUCAUUUCAGCCUCUGCGACGCUGGAAGGAAAUGGGGUGAGUCAGAGGGAUUCCCUCCUUCCCCAUCACCAUCACUAUGCACACUCACUCAGCAGUGCUGGCACCUGUGAGGCACAGUGGAGUUUCUCCACCUGUAUUCUACCCCUCCAGCUCCCAAAGAGUCUCUGCAAUUAGUAUCAAUUUGAUCCUAAAUCUGACUCAUUAGAGCUGGAAAUGAAAGUGUCCCAGACCUGGACGGGGAAUUCCAAUGGAUCCCAAACACAGUGACAUCGUUCCGAGUUUAAAUCCCAGUUGCUGUCUAUUGACAAAACCACUUCUGGACUUUUUCCUGCUGAUAUGAGAUUCUUUGCAGAUCAGAAGGUUGGCAGUUUUUCCCUAUUACGAUGGUGAUUCCCCCCGCCCCUCCCAAUAACAACUCCAUAAUAAGGAAGUGCUGUUGAUGAAGCAGGUUUGAAUGGAUCAGAGGAGAAAGCAAUGGGGGAAUCUGCUCUCCUGAUUUCCGAGUUAUCAGAUGUAACCUGAUCUGGAAUUUCAUUUUUCAUGAAAGAGAAACUGACUUACACCGCUCUGUGUUGAAGCUUUUUCUCUCUCUCCUGAAGACCAUUUGGUCACAUAAUCGAAUAUCAGUUUUGUUCUCCAGGAUGUAGCUUGGAUUUAUCGAGGACUUUGGGAGAAAUGACUGUUUGCUAAAAGAGUCCUUCCUUUAUUUUUCUUUCCCCCCACUGCUGCAUAAUGACAUUGCAGAAACUUUAGUGCAGUUCAUGCACCAGGAGAGGCUGCUCCAAGCCAUUGGGCAUGCUACCAAGGAAACAGGAGUGGGUUUAGGCCUCCAUCCACUCUGAAAUGGUGAACAGCAGCAAACCCCCGAUUGCACAAAUAACUGAACUAACUGGGUGCGUGUGGCCUAUUUGGGAAACGCUGUCCCUGCCUGUGUUGAUGUGGAGAAAAGAGAAGUACAUUUGUGAACUUGCCUGUGAUAGAUGCUCAAAUGUGGACUGAAAUGAACUCAGCGUUGAAAGUGAGAUGACUGCAGAAUAUCUAUUUUUAAUGAGUUUCCCAAGUUUCCCCUCCUUUGGUGGCUUUCGGGGAUUCUGAGGCAGGAGUGUUUCUAGUCUCUAACUUACACCCUGUGCCACCAGAUUAAAGAAACAAACUGGGCAUGUUUGUAGAAGCCAUUCCUCACUAAGUCAGCUCAGAUGUUGGGUUUGGUAAAGGACUCUGUUCCAGAGGAAUGGAAAUGUACCCUGACCAAGGCCAAGGAUUUGGAAGAACUCAGGCUGAUAUAGCAGACACCCAGUAGUUGAUUGUUGCCCUAGAGAAGGAUGCUGCGGUGAACUACGGUCCAGGUAAAAUUGUUUGUUUCUAACACCGCUCCCUAGUUCAGUGUCACUGAUUACAGUCCCAGCGGUGCCAGGGCUACAUUAGAAGGUCCUUCACUAUUGGGAUCCAAAGUUCCAUGAUGCAAAGUGAAAAAUAGUUGAUGCCUUUAGCGGGGACUUUCCUUCCCUAGCCUGAUGGAGCACCAAGGACUUCCAUGCUGUUAGAACAAUGGUAAUGGAGGAGGGACUCAAUGUGUCAGGCUCCAGUUUCAGACGGCUGGAAGUACAAAUGUUGAGUCCUGAUUCUGUGCUCUUGUCACUUGGUUUAGCUCUUGUGUCUGUUGUAGUUGUACCCACUUCGCCUCCACUUCCUGCUACCAUGAACGAUCGGAAGGAGUGAAUAUAGAGCCGAGGUCCUUUUUCUCAUGAUGCAAACCUUCCUGCAUAGCAUGAGCCCCCUUCCACCAACACUUCUGUCAGAAGAAUCAGAGAUAAAUGAACUCACAGAUGUGGAAAGCUCCUAUGCUGGUGUAGCCCACGUUUACACAGUGCUCGCUUGCUUGAAAUGCGGCUUAAAAUGAAACAAACCGGUAUGAUCAGAUUUUAUAAUCUUUGACUAUGUUCUCAUUCCCAGUGAAAAUGAAGUUAAACAUGAAAUUCAUUAUUGCUUAAAGCCUAACUUAGUGAUUACCUGAAUUAUAUUGGAACCCUGCAACGCCCAUUGGUUUGCUUUUUGUUAGUACUGUAAGAAGUGAUGGCCAAUCCUGACAAGUUUGUUUGGUGUCAUAUAUCCCCUUUGGACUAGGGAGUUCUGACAUAAAACAUCACUCCAAGGCUGAGGUGGGGGAAAUGUCUGAGAGAAAUAGCGUAUAGGAGAACACAGACCCCGUCUAGAAGACAGUUAUUUCUAUUUCAAAUGGAAUUUUUUCUGACAAGCUCUAAAGUAAAAUUAAUAAGGAGACAAGUUGUGUAACCUUUUACCCAAUGAGACAGUGUGGGUCACUGAGUUCCUCUCAUCUCUGCAAAGUGAAGGUGUAGAACAUCUGUCAGGAGAUGGCCACGGUUCUUUUUAUGAAUGGCAAUGGAUGCAUGAGGGAGGCAGUAGGUAGUUUGUUCGGGUUUUUUGUUUAUUUUGGCUACCCAUUAUAUUUAUGGCAGCUGAGACCCCUUUUUCUUUUUUAAGGAAGCCCACUGUCACAGUUCAGCCUUUUAACCCCCAGGCCAGGCUAAUGUAACUUCUAAACGGUCCUUGGAUUUCUUUCAUUUUGGAGAUCUUUGGGGUUCAAACCUCCACGAAUGCUUGUGGUUCGCAACAACUGAUAUUUUAAGAAUACUGGUGGCUUUAAUGGGACUUUUCCAAACUGACGAUAACCCAGAGUCUGCCUCGCUUGAAAUGGAUCAGGCCACGGUGUCUGUAAACGAGGUGUCCUUCGCUCCUCAUAUGCCCGGAGAUUUCAGGGGAGUGACCGAAAUGUGGGGUGAGCUGGAAUCCUCAACCAUAAAGACCAAGGUAAAGGCAGAAGCCCUUUUGCACCAGCAACCUGUCACAUAAAGAUGGACAUUCCAGGACCCCAAGACUGAUCUCGUCUGGGGAAGGAAGUCAUAAUAUUAGCAACAGGCUGUGCCAGCCUUGACCUCUCUCCUCAUACCUGAGAGAGCUUAUGAAUGUGGAGUACUGAGCCUGUGACCCCGUCACCUAGACUGCAGCUUUAGCUCCUACUCCAUGGGAGUCCAAAAAGCUGCAGAGUUUCCAUCACUUGUCAAUUUCAAUGUCUUAUUGUUACUUUUUCUGAUUUUUGGUGUUUGAUUUUUACAAACUGGGUGUCAUCCCAGCCUUUCUAUUCCACUGCAGUGGUACAGUGGGGCUCUGCACGUACCUGUGUGUACGAAACCUGUCACAUCCACACAGGGAAGGAGCUAGAAACAAAUUCCCAAACCUAAAUAACUCUAAAAUACUGCCCAUCAAAAUGAUUGAAUAUGUGCUCCUCAUUCUGUGAAAGUGUUUGAAGAAACUAAGCUGUCUGAUAUCAUCAAAAUUCUGUGUAUUAAGGUCUGUCUGUAUUAAGUUUUUUAUCUUUGGAAGCCACCAGGAGAAGGUUAGCCACAUACUGGUGAAGUUGAAGAGGGAAACUCUGAGGUCGUGGCUUAAAUGUGAACAACCAAUUGAAAUAUUCAAGCGACUCAGCGUAGAUCACAGUGCCUGGGUGAAGUUCAGUAGCUGAGAUGAAUGGACAGAGGGCUCCGUUGUUCCUGUUUCAGGAUUUUGAAGGGUUGUUUUUCUGCUGUAUUAUUCUGAUGAUUUGGCUGAACAGAUGAUUUGAUUCCAAAGCAGGAUCCUUGCUGACUGACUGACUUCCUGGUCUGUACUGUGUACCCCAGAGCGAGCUGAUGGUGCUGGUAGUAGUUUAGGUUCUUCAUCUUAUUUGUGUUAUGUAUUUCAUUAAAAUGAACGAAGAGAGCA
Molecule: messenger RNA, 6424 nt
Organism: Chelonia mydas (Green sea turtle)
Lineage: Eukaryota; Metazoa; Chordata; Testudines; Cheloniidae
Product: zinc finger protein 883
Exons: 5
Coding region: 233-1963 (576 amino acids)
Biological process (GO): regulation of cytokine production; negative regulation of transcription by RNA polymerase II; regulation of immune system process
Source: RefSeq, a predicted model, not a curated record